AUGGAAAAUGUAAAUAUUAAUAAUGACAAUGACAGUAAGAUGAAAAUGCCAGCAGAGAAAAGAACGUCAGAAAAUGUCUUUAACAUAACUACGGAAACACCAACACCAGUAAUGAGGGAUAAAGCCACUGAAGGUGCUGUUUGGACUGAAAGAGAACAAAUGGCAACAAUUAUGAUAGCUGUAGCACUUGUAGCAAUCAUCACAAUUUGCAUAAUUCUCAUUAUACUACGAACACUAAGAAGUCAAUCGAAUCAACAGUCCUGUGGAUGCCAAAAUGCGAAGCAAAAGAAAACAAACAAAAAGGCUACAACUAAUAAAGGAGAAAAGAAAGGGGCUUAUUCUAGUAUAAUAAACGAAAAUCAAGUGGAACCCAAGUGGAACAUUCAGCUAGAAUCAGCGUCUAGAGUAGAACAUGCAUCUGACAGGAUCAGGAAAGUACCAACACGAAGUCCUGAAAAUAAGAAGUGGUACGAUUCGGCAGCGAUCCCUUUCAUGGACGAAGUAUCUGCAUCGUUAGAAAACCUUUACAUAGAUCAACAGAAACAGCAGCCCUGA
This is a messenger RNA of Heterobilharzia americana, 555 nucleotides long. The record is from the annotation of a GenBank genome assembly. NCBI's taxonomy places the organism in Eukaryota, Metazoa, Platyhelminthes, Trematoda, Strigeidida, Schistosomatidae.